AUGAUUUGACUCUUUGCAGGCUGUCAGGCUGUCUAGUCACAGAGGAAGGCUGUGUUUCUCUGGUCUCAGCUCUGAGGUCAAACCCCUCACACCUGAGAGAGCUGGAUCUGAGCUACAAUCACCCAGGAGACUCAGGAGUCAGACUGCUCUCUGCUGGACUGGAGGAUCCACACUGCAGACUGGAGAAACUCAAUGUGGAACAUGGUGGAGAGAACAGAAUGAAACCUGGACUUAGAAAAUAUGUCUGUGAUCUCACACUGGACCCAAACACAAUAAACAGAUGCCUCUCUCUGUCUGAGGAAAACCGAAAGGUGACAUGGAGGAGAGAGAAGCAGCCGUAUCCUGAUCACCCAGAGAGAUUUGAGGACUGGGGGCAGGUGCUGUGUAGAGAGGGUCUGACUGGGUGCUGUUACUGGGAGGUAGAGUGGAGUGGGGGAUGGGCUGAUAUAGGAGUGACAUAUAAAGGAAUCAGCAGGAGAGGAGGGGUUAAGGAAUGUUGGCUUGGAUACAAUGACAAGUCCUGGAGCCUGUACUGCUGUGACAACCGUUACAUUGCCUGUCACAAUAAUAAUCCCACUACCAUAGUCGUCCCCUCCUCCAGCUCCCACAGAGUAGGAGUGUAUCUGGACUGGCCAGUCGGCACUCUGUCCUUCUACAGAGUCUCCUCUGACACACUGACCCACAUGAUCACAUUCACCUCCACAUUCACUGAGCCCCUCUAUCCUGGGUUUAGGGACAAGCGUGGCCCACCGAAGACCCUGUGUCGUGCCUCUCCCGGUACCGCCUUAAUUUGGGGUCUGAAGAGGGUGUCUGUGCAGCUGAUGGACUGCAGGAAAACACCGGGGCAGAAAACCUCCAAGAAAACCCACUCCUGUGCUCAGUGUGGGAAGAGUUUUGCCACAAAAGACAUUCUGGAGCGACAUCUGCUUAUACAGUUGUAUAAGAUAUGA
This is a messenger RNA of Oncorhynchus gorbuscha (pink salmon), 950 nucleotides long. Its product is annotated as stonustoxin subunit beta-like. The record is from RefSeq and is a predicted model, not a curated record. Bases 219 to 950 code for a protein of 243 amino acids. Lineage: Eukaryota; Metazoa; Chordata; Actinopteri; Salmoniformes; Salmonidae. Gene Ontology annotation, molecular function: protein binding. The transcript is spliced from 4 exons.